AUGCGUACCUUACCACUUGUUCUGGCCGCCGCCUCAGCGGCCUCAGUUAUCGCCGCUCCCUUGGAAAGCAGAGCCAAUUAUGACCCCCUUCCUGGCGGCGAUGUGACUAUUAUCCAAUACGCUCUAGUACUCGAGUAUCUCGAGCGCGAGUUCUACAAGCAAGGGCUCAGCAACUAUACCGAAGCAGAGUUCUGUGAGUUCGCUGGUGAUGACGGUAGCAAGUUUUACAACAAUCUUCGUACCAUUUACGAAGACGAGAAGACCCAUGUAGAGUUUCUUAGAUCAGCUCUGGGUGCAUCCGCAUUCCCCGAACCAUACUUCGCUUUCCCAACAACAACAGCUCAGUCCUUCCUUUCUCUCGCCGCCGUCCUUGAAGGCGUGGGUGUCUCGGCCUACCUUGGCGCCGCACCUGUUAUCGCGGACAAAAAUUACGUCCACCCCGCUGGCUCAAUAUUGGCUGUCGAGGCCCGACAUGCGUCCUACGUCCGCAACGCCAUAGGCCAGAAGCCCUUCCCCAAGGCCUUCGACACUCCGCUCAACUUCAACCAAGUGCACAGCAUGGCCUCGCAGUUUAUCGUCGGUUUCGCGCCAGGCACUCCCGCCUUGCCGUUCAAGGCGUUCCCGAAGCUGGAGGUAAACUUCGUCAAGGGAUUUGACGGGGUUGUCUUCAAUGGGGCUUUUGCUGCUGCUGUGGCAGCAAAUACCGUUCCUUCAGGGGCGAAGGUUUAUGCGGUCUUCUUCAGCGGGUUGGACACUUACUAUUCGGAGGUUUUUGUGAACGGUGCCGAUUACGUCGUGGAGGAUAUCCCCGAGGGAGCCACAGGCCAGGUCUACGUUGUUCUCAGCACUGCCAACGGAAAGGAUGCCGAAGUCACCGACGAGAACACUGUUGCUGGAGUUGGUAUAAUCGAGGUCGGCUAUGCCGGCUACUAA
This is a messenger RNA of Colletotrichum truncatum, 933 nucleotides long. Its product is annotated as Protein rds1-like protein 1. The record is from RefSeq and is a predicted model, not a curated record. Lineage: Eukaryota; Fungi; Ascomycota; Sordariomycetes; Glomerellales; Glomerellaceae.